Mesorhabditis spiculigera is the source of this 240-nucleotide messenger RNA. The record is from the annotation of a GenBank genome assembly. NCBI's taxonomy places the organism in Eukaryota, Metazoa, Nematoda, Chromadorea, Rhabditida, Rhabditidae.
AUGAGCCAUGAGGUCGUCACGAUGUACUACCGAGCCCCGGAGCUUUUGAUGGGCGCCAGAAGUUACACGGGCGCCGUGGAUAUUUGGUCUGUCGGCUGUAUCUUCGGGGAAUUGGCUUUUCGCAAGAUUUUCUUCCAAGCGGACACGCCGUAUCAGCAGCUUCACAAAAUCAUCGAAUUCCUCGGAAGCCCCGGCGCCGAUGCUCUAAAAUACGCGAACGAGGCUACAGGCGAAACUAUU